Messenger RNA from Chelonus insularis, 2892 nucleotides. RefSeq names its product N-acetylneuraminate 9-O-acetyltransferase. Bases 356 to 2743 code for a protein of 795 amino acids. The record is from RefSeq and is a predicted model, not a curated record. The transcript is spliced from 10 exons. NCBI's taxonomy places the organism in Eukaryota, Metazoa, Arthropoda, Insecta, Hymenoptera, Braconidae.
GAGUUCAGUCAUGGUUGAUUAUUAGUUGGUAGAAAAACUAGUGCUACCAAUUCCUUAAAAAUAAUUUUGUGUUUUGAGAAUAAUAAGAAAGAAAUGUUUAUUUUUAUAAAACAAUGUUUAAAUAAAACCUAUCUUUACUGGAAAGUUAAAAAGCUUUGUGAACUAAAAAAAAACAAUUAAUGAAGCAUAAAAUAAAAAUGAACACAAACUCAGUGAAUGCACAAAAUUGAUGUUUAAUCUUUAAAAUUUCUAUAAUAAAUAUAAAAUUCUUCUUCAUCUAAUUACGAUAUGAUUUUCACGUCUAAUAAUUUUUAAUAUAUAAUUAAAUUUGAUACUAAAUAAACGAAAUACACUAAUGACUGCUGCAGAACAUUUUAUUAGUUUAAUAACAGUAGCAAGUGCUAAAAAACUUGCUGCUGUAUUGGUUAUUUGUUUCAUUUUUUAUCAUGUAACGAUACAUUUAAUUUAUGGUAGUGAUUCUUGUAAAUGGCUUUUAGAAGAAGGCAGAUAUAAAGGAGAUAAAGAAUGGCAACCUUAUGGUUGUAUGAUGCAUCACUAUUCUCAAACAGAUAGUAGAAGAUGUUUACGAUAUUUAGCUUUCAUGGGUCACAAAAAUCAUUUUGUGUUUACUGGAGAUGAACGAGUUCGACAAUUGUAUAAAUCAUUCAUAUCACAAUUUAUAAUUGAUGGAAAAGGAUCUGACUUAUCAGAUUUCCCGAAAAAAUCUGAUUUAAAUUUCAAUGAUGCUAAAUUAAGAUUGGAUGUUCAUUUUCUGUGGAGACCACAACUUAAUGAAUUUAUGAUUAAAGAUUUUCGAAACUGGAUGAAGGGAGAUGCUCCAUCAAUGGUGAUUGGAGGUUGUGCUGCUGCUGAUAUUCUUGCAAAUAAUGCCAGUGAUAUGAAUUUAUAUACAGAAUAUACAAAUGGACUUGUUAAACUUGUUCAACCAGCCGAUGCUCUUGCUAAAAAAGGUUCAAAGUUUCUUUGGAUGAUGCAAGAUCCAAUAUCUAAAGAAAAUUUACCUGCUCAAUUAGCUAGUAUUGAUAAUAGCCAAAUUAAUAUAUGUAACAAAGCAGCUGCUGAGAUAUUAUUAUAUAGUGGAGCGCAUUUAUGGGAAAGUAGCAGGCUAAUAGGCCAAGGUGUUUUAGAGCAGAGUCCAGAUGGAUAUUUGUCCAGCCCUUUAUCCCUUCGACAUAAAGUGCAAAUUAUAUUAAAUACAUAUUGCAAUGAUUAUAUGAAUUUUGGAGAUGGUACUUGUUGUAGUAAUCCAGAAGCUGCGACAACAUUGCAACUAGUAACACUUUCAGCUCUAGGGUUAUGCAUUAUGGCUGGGACAAGUGUGUGGCUUUAUAAAAAAACUUGUUAUAAUAGAGUUGAAACGUCAUAUUCACAAGUUGCUACACAUGAAGUAGAGGAAGCAGUAAAUAUGAAUGCAUCCGAAACAACAAUUUCAAAUGAAAUACCACCGCCUAAAGAUUUUUAUACUUUAGCUACAUCUCUUGCAUUAUUUUCGUGCAUCUUAUUGUAUUUUUAUAUAUGCGAUCGGACAAAUUUUUUCAUGAAGGAGAAUAAAUAUUACAGUGAGUUUAGUUUUUGGUUACCAUUAGGAUAUAUUUUGGCUCUUGGUUUAUUUUUCACUGAAGAUUGUGAAAGAGGUCCUAGAGCUCUAAAUCGCGAACAAACCGAUGAAUGGAGAGGAUUAAUGCAGGCAGUAGUGUUGAUAUAUCAUGUAACUGGUGCAAAAAAUGUAUUGCCUAUUUAUAUGCAUUUGAGAUUAAUAAAUUCUGCUUAUUUAUUUUUAUCCGGAUAUGGACACUUUUGUUAUUUUUGGCAGACUGGGGAUGUUUCUUUGGUUCGUUUUGCCAAGGUACUCUUUCGGCUGAAUUUAUUAGCUAUUUCACUUUGUCUUCUCAUGAAUCAGCCCUAUCAAUUCUAUCACUUUGUUCCACUAGUAUCCUUCUGGUUUUUAGUUGUCUAUUUUUUGGCCUGGUUACCACCAAGAGUAUAUUCAGCAAGUUUAGUUGAACAUGGAACGCGAAUUUUACUCUAUUUAGCAUUAAAACUUUUAGGUUUAGUAUGUGUAAUAACAAUUCUCUACAUGUCUGAGGUAUUUUUUGAAAAAGUUUUUGUAACAAGACCAUGGAAAGCACUUUUUGUAACUACUGACGAUGAUAUUAGGGAAUGGUGGUCACGAUGGAGAGUAGAUAGAUACAGUGUUGUGUAUGGUGUUGCUUUUGGAGCAGGUCUUUUAGCUCUUCAAAGGAUAGAUCAUAUACCUGGAAGUGCUCUCGCUCCAUUACUUGCUCUGGUAUCAUUAGCAGCUUACGCAAUGUUUACGAUACUUUGUGUAUCUGUUGCAGAAUGUGAAGAAAUUCAUUCAUACGUUGCUUUUAUUCCAAUUGUAGGAUAUAUUAUAUUAAGGAAUUCAUCGUUGGCUCUAAGGGGAAAAUAUUCAGUACUUUUAGCAGGUCUUGGAAGAAUCAGCCUAGAAACCCUUGUUGGACAAGGACACGUAUGGCUUGCUGCAGAUUCUCAUGGAGUUCUUGUAUUAUUGCCAAGAUUUCCAGUACUGAAUUUACUUGUUACUUCUUUUAUAUUUAUUUGUGCUAGUCAUGAGAUUCACAGAUUAACACUUGUUCUUUCACCAUACGCAGUGCCAAAUGAUUGGAAACUAGUUGCUCGUAAUUUAUUACUUUUUAUGGCUGUCUUAGUACCUAUUGGAAUCAAUGAUGGAAUGUUUUAAUUUUCAUAAAAUAAUAAGCAAUUAACAAUUGCUCAUGUCAAGUAUUAACUUGAGAAUAAUAGUGUAAAUAAUUUACUCUCACAAUAAUCUUAUUAACUUUUUGAUCUGAAUAAAUUAUUAUUUUGGCUACUUAUAUGUAAAUAAUCAUA